Salvelinus sp. IW2-2015 is the source of this 1277-nucleotide messenger RNA. Its product is annotated as anamorsin-B. Lineage: Eukaryota; Metazoa; Chordata; Actinopteri; Salmoniformes; Salmonidae. Gene Ontology annotation, biological process: iron-sulfur cluster assembly. Gene Ontology annotation, cellular component: cytoplasm. The record is from RefSeq and is a predicted model, not a curated record. Gene Ontology annotation, molecular function: iron-sulfur cluster binding.
UGCUAACAGAUAUUUAGAUAUCAGACGCAUCAUUUUUACGCGACUCACUUAAGCAGCACGUAAUAAACGUCAUUGCUUUGACCGGAGAGGAGACCAUGGCAGACCUUGGUGUAAAAGCAGGGGAGAAGGUGCUGUUGGUGUGGAGCCAACCCUCAUCCCCAWCAACCCUGAAGGAGCUGGCAGAGAGUCUAGGGUCCAUGGUUGGCUCUGAGGGCCGAGUGUCACUGGAGAAUAUGGAGAGACUACUAAUGUCUUCACAUGCAGCAUCRACUUAUGACUGGGUCCUCUCAAGUCUACUCCCUGAYAGCUCUUCCAUUCACACCUCAGAGACGCUAGCAGAGAUGGCCAGRGUGAUAAAACCUGGUGGGAAACUAGUGCUAGAGGAACCUGUUACAGGAACUAAUGACCAACAAGUGAGGACUGCUGAAAAACUUAUGUCAGCCUUGAAGUUGUCUGGACUGGUGUCUGUCACUGAGAUCAGUAAAGGACCCCUGACCCCAAAAGCUUUGUCUGCCCUGAGGACAUCUACAGGCUUCCAGGGGAACACUCUCUCCAGGGUGCGCAUGUCUGCUUCUAAACCCAACUUUGAGGUGGGCUCCUCUAGCCAGCUGAAGCUUUCCUUUGGGAAAAAGGCACCAAAACCAGAAGACAAACCAGCUCUUGACCCCAAUGUUGAAAAGGCAUGGACCCUGUCAGCCAAUGACAUGGAUGAUGAUGAUGUGGACCUGGUAGACUCCGAUGCUCUCCUGGAUGCAGAUGAUCUAAAGAAGCCAGAUGCAGCCUCCCUCAAGGCGCCCUCCUGUGGUGACGGAACAACCAAGAAAAAGAAAGCUUGCAAGAACUGYUCUUGUGGUCUUGCUGAGGAGUUGGAACAGGAAAGCAAGGKUGUCCAGACGAUCAGCCAGCCCAAGUCAGCGUGUGGAAGUUGUUACCUGGGUGAUGCCUUCCGAUGUGCCAGCUGUCCGUAUCUUGGGAUGCCUGCCUUUAAACCUGGRGAGAAGGUUGUCCUGGCCAACAUGGGGCUAAAUGAUGCCUAGGAACACAUAUUUAUGUAGUGUCACAUUAUUUACAUUCCUUACACACUGCUAACCUACCACCCCCUGGAGCAAUGUUCCCUCUUUUUUUCAGCACUGGGCAAAUUUCAGGUCUGCUGUGCACAUACUUGAAUAUUGUGAAAACUCACAUUUACUGUGAACWCUGAGGCUGUACCCACUUUAAGUUAGUUUUAACAGUGGUCAAGUACGCUACUGUUGCUAUUUGAUCAUAAUGUAGGCCUA